CCUCGUUUCCCGACAAGAAAGUUUGGGAGCCAUCGUUUUCCCUCUCUUCCUCUCUUUGGAGGGAAAACCUCCACCAACGCCUUCUUUCAUUUCCGUCCAUCUCUAUCCAAAGCAAAGUUAUGGAAAUUUAGGGUUUCGUUCGGUCAGGAGACUGCAGAUCUGCUGCAUUUCUCUUUAUUUAUUCAUUCUUAUUCUGGAUCGAUCGGAGCAACGACUACUAUAGUUCGUCUUCUACAUCUUCUGUCGUUUCCGAGCGAUUAUUUUUUUUUUCAGAUGCUUGAGAAUGGAGACAGCAUUCUGAUUUUCAAUAUGGCUCUUUAAGAGUAAAGUUUGGUCAUCAUCUGCAAAGAGAUCUCUUUUUUAUUUAACAAUGCAAACCAAGAAGAAAUUACUGACACGAAAUGCUGCUCGAGAACAUGUCAGUCCAAGAAUGUCAAGACAACAGAAGAAAGUUGCUGAGAGUGUGCAAGUUGUGGAAAACAAAGUCACGGAGCUUAUUACAUCUUCUGUUAGAAAGCAGAGAAUUGGUUAUGUGCCUAAGAAAAGUAGAGAGCCAGUGGCAGUUAAAAAUUUGAAUCCUAGUCACAAACUGACAUGUGAUGGGGAUCGCAGUAGAUGCUUGGAUUAUGAUACAGCUAAUGGUGCUUCGAUUGACUGUAAGGGAUUUCAUGAAGGGACUGGUGAAUGCACAUUGGAUACCAUAUUUUCGCCUGCCUUCCAUGUCUCGAAAGAUGUGGGAGUCCUUGCUAAUGGAGCAAGCUUCAUUAAGUUUUUCCGGAGCGAAGACCACAAAAUCAAUCAGAACUCCAGAAUUAUGGAACCAGUUGAUGCAUUGAGAAGUAUUGUUUCUGUACCAACUUCUAAUCCAACUGAAAAGGAUGAGCAGAAGAAUUAUGGCCAGAAUAUCGAACCAGAUGCUGAUACCAUAUGUCCUGUUGAUAUGGAUGUGGAUUCAGAUAUUUCCUCUGAUCACUUAGAUAUUCAGAACAGUAGUCAUCAGAAGCCUUCUUCGGAGCCUAAUGGAGUGUCACACGGUAAUAACAAUUUAGUUGCGGCAAGUCUAUCAUCUGAGGUUUCAGCAAUAUACCUUGCCAUGCAGCAGUCAAAGUUGGAGUGUGUUGAUGAGCUCAGUCAAGAUUCAAUUUCGACUGACAUGUGCGUGGAGACUGAUGACAUUGAAGAAACCGAUGAUUUUGAUCCAUAUUUUUUUAUAAAAAAUUUACCAGACUUGUCUUCGGUGGUUCCUACUUUUCGACCCAUGCUACUCCCGAAGCAAACACGGAGUUGCCCUCGUACUACACUUGUUUUGGACUUGGAUGAGACACUUGUGCACUCAACUCUUGAACACUGCGAUGAUGCAGAUUUUACAUUUUCGGUAAAUUUUAACUUUAAGGAACAUACGGUUUAUGUUCGAUGUCGCCCUCAUCUCAAGGACUUUCUGGAAAAGGUUGGCAACCUUUUCGAGAUCAUCAUCUUUACAGCCAGUCAAGCAAUCUAUGCGGAGCAGCUUCUGAAUGUACUGGAUCCCAAAAGGAGAAUAUUUCGCCACCGUGUUUUUCGCGAGUCCUGUGUUUUUGUAGAGGGUAAUUAUCUCAAAGAUUUGUCUGUUCUGGGACGUGAUUUGGCUCGUGUGAUCAUAAUUGAUAACUCUCCGCAGGCUUUUGGGUUUCAAGUGGACAAUGGGAUCCCAAUUGAGAGUUGGUUUGAUGAUCGUUUGGAUCAAGAAUUACUGUUGUUACUUCCUUUUCUGGAGAGUUUGGUUGGAGUCGAAGAUGUUCGGCCAUUGAUUGCAAAGAAAUUCAAUCUGCGGGAGAAGAUAGCUGCAGCUGUAUAUCCAUCAUUGAACUCAAAUAAAGGAGAUCCUUUCGAAAGGUGAGCCCAUAAUGCGUGAUUGACCUACUAUAUAGUUUGUAUCAUUGUGGAAUGCCCGUACCCCUGAAA
Messenger RNA from Telopea speciosissima, 1941 nucleotides. RefSeq names its product CTD small phosphatase-like protein 2. The record is from RefSeq and is a predicted model, not a curated record. Lineage: Eukaryota; Viridiplantae; Streptophyta; Magnoliopsida; Proteales; Proteaceae. Gene Ontology annotation, molecular function: phosphoprotein phosphatase activity. The coding region runs from base 371 to 1876 and encodes 501 amino acids. The transcript has 7 exons.